Messenger RNA from Puccinia graminis f. sp. tritici CRL 75-36-700-3, 1740 nucleotides. RefSeq lists its product as uncharacterized. NCBI's taxonomy places the organism in Eukaryota, Fungi, Basidiomycota, Pucciniomycetes, Pucciniales, Pucciniaceae. The transcript has 2 exons. Bases 41 to 1531 code for a protein of 496 amino acids. The record is from RefSeq and is a predicted model, not a curated record.
CUUUCCGUACACCGAAUCUAUUGCGUUGAGCGAUUGCCAAAUGGAUGGCCGAACCGAUAGCAGUGACCUCCAAGAACUUGAACGAGAACUUGAGUCUGGGCGCCAAAGGAUCAAACUCUACGAACUUGAAAAUCAAAAACUACAAGCAUCAAUCCAAGGAUUGAAAUCCAAAGUGAACAACCAAUCGUCGUUUAUUCGUGCCCUACUGGUCCCUGCCUUAAGUCAAGCUAUACCACCACUUCAAGCAGGUCGAGACACUCAUCGAUGGCGAGAUCGAAUCGGGUUUGGACGCCUUGACUUGCGCCUGGAGCGAGAACUUUUACCGCGGUUGCGUCGUGGACUGGUCAAAAUGACACAUGCACUACAAUCGACUCGACUUGAAGAGCUACAUUUCUCGGAAGACCCAGUCACGGAGAUCGCUUGGCUAGAGGGGAUAGUUAAGGAUGCACACCAGCUGAAGUCCAGUGUCCUACAACCGUGGCACCAUAGCCAUACCCAUUUCGAAUUCAUCGAAGCCACGAAAACCAUGGGGCUCCCAAAUUUUUCGCAGAUUGAUCAAAACGCAAAUGCCACUUAUAUCCUAGAGCCAUAUUACUAUCGUGAACUGCCUUGGGGGGUUGAUUACAUACGAGACGGUAUAAUCAAGCUGUUCAAAAUUCACAUCAAAGCAUUGCAAGCUGAAGACCUCAACUUGAAGCCUGAUAAAUCGGGGGAAACAGCUCUAGGCGAAGUAUUAAGAUUAAUCGAUCAGAUGAUUUGGGAUUUCGAGCAUCCGCGCAAAGUUCUUCAAUUGAAGUGGCAACGAACCGUGAGGGAGAUCGAAAUCAUGGAACUUGCCGUAAUCCAAUCCUUGAAGCCCUUACUGCUACAGAAUGAUACCGGCAUAGAAGGAAUCAGUAACUAUAAACAUCUCAAGUUGGAUCGAUGGACGCCAAGGGAACUAAUGAGUCAAUCUGAAGUUGAACUCCUCGAAAACUAUUUGCCGCUCUUGAAGCUUUGUCGAAUGAUGUUGAAUAAACUAUGUAGCCCCGCCAGUAACGAACCUCAGUUAAUACUCAGAAUCCGAACAGAAGGAUUGAGGGAGAUGUACUACGAAACGGAGGCAAUAGAAGACGAUAUUAGAAAGUUUACUUAUACUGUCUUGCGACUCCGCAGUAAAAAAGCGGUCGUUCGCGUCCGCGAUUACCUCGCGGGCUUCAGAUUCCUCCUCACCUGCACUCAAACCCACUUACAGAGUUUCCUCGAGCAGAGUGAUGCAGGCGAUCCAGCCCUUAUUCAAAACUCUCUGGAAUGGUGUGAGAUGUGGACAGACCAAUUUACAACUGCUAUUCACAAUUUUUCGCGGGGACCAUCAUUUCUUUUCGACAGUGAUGAAAGCUUGAGCCCGGAUUCUGAUUCUUUCUUCGAUUAUGAUGAUGAUAGCAGUGAUGAAGAGGAGGAGGAGGAUGACGAUGACGAUGGCGAGGACGAGGACGAAGGCGAUGACAAUGACAAUGGCGAUGGCGAUGCGUGGCGAUUGCACUUGGGAUGAUAAUAACUGAAAUUAUUCCGGAAAUAUGCAUCAAAUAUUACAUCAACAUCGCUUUCUGACAAGACUCAUGCUCAAAUAGUUGUUUCUUUUAUAUUUUUUCAAUUACUUGUAUAGAGUGCAUGAUUCAAACAUGCCGGUGACUGAGUAUCCGUUUUCCUCAGCUCUCUGUUUUUCCAUUCCUACUCAUUAUCAGCAUCUCUCUGUAGCCA